AUGAGUUCUGCGACUUCAGGUAAUUACUACUACUACUACUACUACUACUACUACUACUACUACUACUACUACUACUACUACUACUACUACUAUCUGAAAUUUUUUAACGCUGCACGACAACUAGACAAGAUGCACCUUAUCAAACUGUUUUCAGGCACUAAACAAUUACUUUACUCUCUCCAUCAAGGCUGCCGGGCGAUCCGAGGUGGGAGCCUCAGCUCUUUGUCCGAAUCUGCAAAAAUCCCCUCAGACAGCGGUCCGCAGUCUCCGUCAGCCACCACCAACAGUGACGCUUUUCUGUUUUCUAACCAGUUGGCACCUCCACCAUUGCCCAUUUUUCAAAUACCUUCGGAAACGGCUUCCUUCUUCAGCAGCCUCCCAGAGGAGCUGAACCAGUACCACCAGCACCAGCACCACCAACCUGACGCCUCCUCAUCACCGUCAAUGUCAAUACCAUCGAUAAAAACAGAGAUGUCCUCCUGGAUGCCUCCGCUCUCAUUUAUUCCCCAGGGAACACCCAGCUCAUCAGAAUGCCAUUUGAUGACUCUGCCGACUUUUGAGUACUCAUUUCCCGAAAGUCAUCUCAGUCGGUACAUGGCCGCAGCCGAUACCUUCGCCCAGGUCCUUCCAACCUCCGAGAUGGACUACUCGGCGUACAACGCGACUAGUUGCGCCAACGCGGCGUUUCAGCAGUCGACACCGCCACAGCCACCACCACCACCACCACAGCCGUUCCACGGAGAAGACUGGGUCGUAAAGCCCGAGGCGAACUCAGCCCUUGCUGGCGACGAAUUCUCAGGCCAUAGUUUCCAACAGUGGGAAGUGAUGCAGCAAGAAGCCCAGCCGGAGAUCCGUUUAUUGCCGCACCUAGGUGAUGCCCGCAACCGCGAAAUAGCGGCCACUAAUUCCUGCUCACCCAAAAUCCUUCAGCAACCGGGAGAUGGAGGUCGUGGAGUUGGAGAAGCCUGUACGAUUGCAACCUUUGCCUUCUUCCAGCCUAGUGGCAGCAGCCUGUCCCCAGCGAACUACACUCAGGCGCAAACUAGCACUUAUAGUGUGGAGGGCGCACAGUCCACGGACGUAUCCGAUGUCAGGACAGUCACCUCUGUCCAACACCCUCCUCCAACCUCAUUGUCCGCUUCCCAUCUCCAGCAUGAAUUGGAGCAGCCCUUCCUGGGUAUGUUGCUCUCCUUGGAUCAGGGCAGUCGUCAACAGCAGCUGCAAAUUGGGCUGUCACCCAGUCGACACCUGCCCCUGGGUCUGCCCGCUGUUGGGGAUCUUGGCUGCACUGGCGAAGCUGCAGGGGCCAGCACGGAAGUACCCGUUUCGGUGGGGAUGGCGGCUGGCGGAGACCCCCUGGGGAGGGGAAGUGCUGAUAAUGGGACUUGCUCCCUUAGCACAAACCAGGAGGGUUACUGGAAUGGUCAGCAGCAGGAGGAGGAGGAGGAGGGGACUAAAGCGCGUCGACUACCCUCCAUGGAACAGGUGUCUCAGGACACCUGCCAACCCACCUACGAUGACCUGCGAACUGACUGGUUCUCCCGGUCCAUAGCAUGGAAGACUGUGGGUUCUAGUUGA
Messenger RNA from Spirometra erinaceieuropaei, 1578 nucleotides. The record is from the annotation of a GenBank genome assembly. NCBI's taxonomy places the organism in Eukaryota, Metazoa, Platyhelminthes, Cestoda, Diphyllobothriidea, Diphyllobothriidae.